UCUCGCGAGGUGUUAUGGAGGUUUCUUCCCAAGUCAUUUGACGAAUUCGCUCGAAGCGCUCGACAGCCUCCCAACUCUGAAUCCAUGGCUGCAAGUUCCAGCGCACGAGAUCUCCUACACACUCAGACAAACCAGGAUCUUCCACCACUCACCACCGUCACUCCCGAACCAAAUCCUGACCAGUCUUCCGAUGUGGGCGUUGCGAACAUAAAUUUGACUAUUACAUGCGAGCAACCUGACCCGAAGGUUGUCAAGGCAAAGCUCGCGAACGCUAAAGCAGAUCUUGACGGAAUCAGACAUGUCUCAGGAAUGGCAGAAAAUGCUGCUUCAACAUCCGACAACCUACAAUCUGUUUCUGAUACAAUCGACAUAUUCGCCCCAAUGCUCGCACCAUUAAAAAAGUUUAACUCCAUUGCUACAGGGCUUGCAGAAGUCCAUCCCUACGCGAAGGUGGCGUUGAGCAUCUUCACCUUCGCAUCCAAGAUAAUUAUCGAUCAGGCGAACCGGGAUGAUGCCGUGUCCCGUCUGCUCUUGAAGAUAUCGGACGUCUAAUGCUUUAUUAACGGCCCACGAAGGAGCGGCUAGGAUUGCAUCCAUGCUAGAGUUAUAUGGAAAGAUUGCGCGACAGACGCUGGAGUGUGCCGACUUUGUCGUCUAUUACUCAGAUAUGAAGAGUUUUGCUUGGCAAGCACAUCCUCAA
Molecule: messenger RNA, 700 nt
Organism: Suillus bovinus
Lineage: Eukaryota; Fungi; Basidiomycota; Agaricomycetes; Boletales; Suillaceae
Exons: 6
Coding region: 85-552 (155 amino acids)
Source: RefSeq, a predicted model, not a curated record